This is a messenger RNA of Cyanistes caeruleus (blue tit), 883 nucleotides long. The record is from RefSeq and is a predicted model, not a curated record. NCBI's taxonomy places the organism in Eukaryota, Metazoa, Chordata, Aves, Passeriformes, Paridae.
CCCAAACCCCCAUCCAUGGCUCCCAUCCAUGGCUCCUUCUCCAUAGGUUCCCACCCAUGGAUUCCCAUCCCAAACCCCCAUCCAUGGAUCCCAUCCGUGGCUCCUUCUCCAUAUGUUCUCAUCCAUGGAUUCCCAUUCCCCGUCCCACCCCCAUCCCCGCCUCUCCUCCCACGGAUCCCGUUCCCGGUGCCCCGGGGGAUUCCGGGCGGUUCCGAUCCGUGUCUCUCCGGCAGGUGCGGGCUGCGGGGCGGUUACGUGGAGGUGGUGAACAUGCACCCCGAGGUGAAGGCCGAGCUCUCCAAGCUCGUGUCGGUCCGGCUGUGCCCGCCCGUGCCGGGACAGAUGGUCCUGGACGCCAUCAUGGACCCGCCAAAGCCCGGAGAUCCCUCCUACGAGCGCUUCCAGGCUGAGAAGGAGGCCGUGCUCAGCGCCCUGGCGGAAAAGGCGCGGCUGACGCAGGAGAUCUUCAACCGCACCCCGGGGAUCCACUGCAACCCCGUGCAGGGAGCCAUGUACUCCUUCCCCCGGAUCGACCUCCCGGACAAAGCGCUGGCCGCCGCCAAGGAGAAGCAGCAGGCCCCGGACAUGUUCUUCUGCAUGAGGCUCCUGGAGGAAACCGGGAUCUGCGUCGUCCCGGGAAGCGGCUUUGGACAGAAGGAAGGCACCUUCCACUUCCGGAUGACGAUCCUGCCUCCCACGGACAAACUGAAAAUCCUCCUGGAAAAACUCAGCGCCUUCUACACCAAAUUCGUCCAGGAAUUCUCUUAAAAAUUCCCGCCCGGAAUUCUCCUCUCCCGGCUUUUCCGGGCGUUUUUUUUUUUGGGAAUUGCGGGGCAGGUCCCCCCCCCAGUGUUCCCAAAUAAAGGACGCUGAACGGCCCCGC